AUGACCGUACAACAGAAAGUCCCGCCUCAAGAAAGGCUGCUCUUCGCGACCACGGCAAGGUCCAUUGCAGACAGCACAGCACAGAUUGUCGACACAUCGCGUCAAGCACUUGAUCAUCUCGGAGCGACGACCUGUCCACAAUCAGCCAGCUUCGACAAUGUGCUUCUCCCACUGGUUAAUGUCAGAAAUGCCAUCGCCACCAAAGCUGGUAUUCUAGGCUUCUACAAGGAGGGUUCCAGCGAUGCAAGUCUGCGAGAUGAAUCGGUCAAAUCAAAGUUACUAUUCGACAACUUCAACAACGAGAUUGCGAUGCAAGAAGACCUGUUCCUGCUCAUCGACGCAGUGUUCAAGAAGAAUGAGACUCUAGACCAAGAGUCCGAGCGACUGCUCCGUAGAGAACACCGAACUUUUCACGACAACGGACUGGGUCUUCCAGCAGCUGAUCGCGUCAGGUUCAGUGAGAUAAAAACUCGUAUCAACAAAGCUACAAGCGAAUUUCGCAGGAACAUGAAUGAGGAGAACGAACAUGUCGACUUCACUACCCAAGACUUGGUAGGGGUGCCUGCACAUGUCUUGGAUAGUACUUUGCUAGACGAUAGCACAGAUGACGAAAAGAUCUUUCGCCUCACCUUCCAGCCAAACCACUUUUAUCCCACUAUGAGAUAUGCGCAGUUGGAUGAGACUCGAAAACGGUACAUGAUCGGAUACGAGACUCGUUGCGCGGACAACGUGUCGUUGUUCCAGGAGAUUGUACUCCUCCGCGACGAAGCUGCUCGUAUGCUCGGUUAUGCCAGUCAUGCCAAGUGGCGUACUAGAAGCCUAAUGUCAGGAACACCAGACAAUGUGAUGGCAUUUCUGAAUGAUCUCAAAUCACAACUCCAGCCUGGUCUUCAGAACGACCUUGAUGCUCUCAAGAAGCUCAAGUCCGAUCAUUUGGCGGCUCAGGGAAUGGAGUUUGAUGGCAAAUUCUAUGUCUGGGAUAUCUCCUUUUACCAUCGACUCCUACUCGAAGCUCAGUACAAAAUCGAUCAGAAGAGGAUCGCAGAAUACUUCCCGAUUCAGACGGUUGUUCCAGCAAUGCUGCAAAACUUCCAGCAGCUCUCCGGUCUAGUGUUCCAAGAGGUUUCUCGUGACAUAAGCGAUCUCACGGAUUUGAACCAGACUUGGCAUGACGAUGUCCAGGUGUUCGAUGUCUGGGACAGCGACGAGAUUGGUGGCGGCUUUCUAGGCUUCUUGUACCUCGACUUGUACUCACGCGAAGGCAAAUACGGCAGCGCUGCCAACUUCAAUCUGCAACCGGGCUACAUCAAACCAGACGGUUCACGUCACUAUCCAAGCACAGCUCUCAUCUGCAAUUUCAACAAACCCACUUCGGAUAAGCCCGGUCUACUCAACCACAGCGAUGUGGUCCUGCUUUUCCACGAAUUGGGUCAUGGUAUCCAUGAUCUGGUUGCCCAAACCAAGUAUGCUUGUUUCCACGGUACUGCUUGCGCAGACGAUUUCUGCGAGGCACCUAGCCAAAUGCUAGAGCGAUGGUGUUGGGAAGAGCCUCAGCUGAAAGCUAUGAGUUGCCAUUACUCAACUUUGACACCUGAGUACCGUGAUCAUUGGAAGGUUCAUGGUUGUACAGCAGAUACAGUUCCACCGAGCAAGAUCCCUACAGAGUUGGUUCAGGCUUUGGUAAGGAGUGAGAAUGUGAAUGCAUCUCUGACUAACAUGCGAGCUCUAUGGCGCAGUGCAUUCGAUAUGAAAGUCCACAGCCCGACUGACAGAAGGAGCUUGGAGGAUAUGGACAUCACUCGCGAAUUCAAUAAGCUUCAACGAGAAAUUGUUGGCCUAGAUGAGCCUGCAGAUGAGGAAUGGGGCCAUGGACACGCACACUUCUCACAUCUGAUUGGAGGCUAUGAUGCAGGUUACUAUGGAUACCUCUAUUCGAGGGUGUUUGCAUCAGAUAUGUUUUCGGCUGCCUUUAGUAAGGAUCCUAUGAGUCGGGAAGUGGGAUUGAGGUAUCGUCGAACAGUCCUAGAAAAAGGCGGUAGUGUGGAUGAAAUGGCCUUGCUGAGGGAAUUUCUGGGAAGGGAACCCAAUUCUCGUGCUUUUCACGAAGAGCUUGGGAUACGAAGUUGA
Aureobasidium namibiae CBS 147.97 is the source of this 2127-nucleotide messenger RNA. RefSeq names its product thimet oligopeptidase. Gene Ontology annotation, molecular function: metalloendopeptidase activity. The record is from RefSeq and is a predicted model, not a curated record. NCBI's taxonomy places the organism in Eukaryota, Fungi, Ascomycota, Dothideomycetes, Dothideales, Saccotheciaceae. The transcript has 3 exons. Gene Ontology annotation, biological process: peptide metabolic process; proteolysis. Gene Ontology annotation, cellular component: mitochondrial intermembrane space. Bases 1 to 2127 code for a protein of 708 amino acids.